Molecule: messenger RNA, 10376 nt
Organism: Harpegnathos saltator (Jerdon's jumping ant)
Lineage: Eukaryota; Metazoa; Arthropoda; Insecta; Hymenoptera; Formicidae
Product: unconventional myosin-IXa
Exons: 15
Coding region: 3179-10039 (2286 amino acids)
Biological process (GO): intracellular signal transduction
Cellular component (GO): myosin complex; actin filament
Molecular function (GO): microfilament motor activity; GTPase activator activity; actin filament binding
Source: RefSeq, a predicted model, not a curated record
AUGCACACGCAUCAAUAGCACAAUGAAUUCCCUUUUGUCGAUAUUGCUCUUAACCUAUAGUUGACCGGCUCUAUCGCUCGCGCCUCGGCCGAUUGCUUUUUAAAAAAUGCACGAGCUCGUCGAACGGUUCGAUGCCGUAAACGGGCCAAAUGGAAAAUAACGCGGACAUGAUACGAGCUGCCAUGUGCGCUUUUCGCCAAGCUAAUUUUUUCAGAUUGCGAAAGCGCUCGCUCGAGCUUUAUCGGAUAUCUAUUUUCGCGGAGCUAAACUGUGCCAGUGUGUAAAAACGUACGAAGGGUUCUGUCCCUUUUUAUCUCUUUUUGAGAAUCCGCGAUAUGUGCUACCCAACAACGACGAGAUUUUUCAACCUGUUCUCGGUUCUCGGCAAGAGGACGGGAGGGAGAGAAGGGGAGAUGUGCGAAUGCAAGAAAAGAUCGACACGUGCAACGUUUGAUUUUUCCUGCUAAAAUCAAACACGCUCCCUUGGUCGCACUAAAACGCAGUGGCGCGUAAAAUUGCACGUGCAGAAUCGCGUGCGAGCGCUUUCGCCGCGGUUGCUAGAACGGCGAACAAUGAUGCUGCGUAGGUUAAUCUUUCAAAUAUGGCGGUCGAUAAUAUAAUAUAUAUACGAUAAUGAAGACAGCAGCGAAAUACCUUGUCGGUGCACGGAAACAUUUCGCGCGACGUUUCACACUCGAAUCGGAUCGGAGCGCCUCGUGUGUCUCCCGUGACAAUGCACGUGCCUCUUCGUUGCUUCGCCGCAAAGUUCGAUUCAAACGAUAUUCUCCGUUCUCGUUCGAUACGGCGACGACGAAGUCGCGGCAAAGUCUCUCUCUCUCUCUCUCUCUCUCUCUCUCUCUCUCUCGGCGAGACGAGCUGCCGCGGCGAAUUCCGCGCGGCACCAGUCGCUUGCGCCCUCUUUUCCUCGAUCAUCAGCGACUCGAUCCGGUCGGUAAUCGAGAUCUCGGGCUCGGCAACGAGCGUCAGCCGCGAGGACGCGCCGUGCGCGCUUGCGCGCGCGCACCCUCAACACUGGCGUCAUACGUUUACCUCCGAGUCGAUAACGACGUCAUGACGCGUAUCCGCGCAUAUAUAUCAAUGGUACCGUAGUCGAUGAUAAUUUCGCAUCGACUCAAUGACGUGUCCGGCGGAGGAGCUGGAGACUGAAUCAGCAGCGCUCACGGUGGAUCACGCUCGGCUCGACGUGACGGUCAGGCCGAGGGAAUCGCGCGUGAGGAUCGCGGCGAAGCGACGGAGAAGUGACGGGGACGGGACCUCGUGGCCGCGCCGGCCAGAGGCUUCGCCGUGUCAGCGACAGACGGCUCCAAAAGCAUCGUCCGCGUUCGUUCGAAUGGCAGAGGUGCAUCGGCGACUGGUCACGUCGCCGCGCUCGCGCGACCAAUCGCCGGCCGCCGGCGCGUACCACGUGAUCGUAAAAAUCGAAAUGGUGGACGUAUCGGGACGCAGGUUCCCGUGCGGAGACGAAGGACGAUAAACUGGGCAAGGGCCCGUCAUCCGUGUCAUCGGUAUCGUGCGUUAAUUAGCGCGGUGGAACGUGCUGUACGCGGGACGCGCCGCUGAGAGAAUCGACCGCGAUUUGGAGCGCGUCACGGGCCGCGGCCAGACCGGUGUUGCGCGUGCUGCGGAUCCGUAAGUGUGGUGAGUGCCGAUCGACGCGUGUUUACCGAAGUGUCAACCCGCCCGUAUUGUAACGUGCACGCGUGUCUCCGUCGUCCGGCCGUGCCGCCUACACGGCCGAGGAAAACGGAGCCGCGGAUACCUGCUGCGAGCUGGCCGCGCGCGAGUGGACGAAUCGUGUCGAAUCGCGCUUGUUGGUCUCUCUCUCGCGAGACUUUCGGUGCGCUCGGGAGCUGGAGAGAGAAAACGAGAAAGAGGGAGGGAGACGGACCGAGCGAAGGAGCGACUGAGAGAGCGAGAGAGAGAGAGAGAGAGAGCUAGAAAGAGAAAGAGCGAGAGAGAGAGAGAGAAAGAGAAAGAGAGAGAGAGAGAGAGAGAGAGAGAGGGAUCUCUUGAGAGAUCCGAGACUCUGGAAGCGGAUGCGAAAGGGAAGAGAGAGAUCGUCGGGCUCCGAGGACAGACGGCAGCCUUUUCACGCGGCGGGCUUCUGCCCGCGGCAGCAUGUCCGAGUGUACAGAGAUUCGCUCGCUGUCAGAGGACGAUGCGUUGCUGCAUGAACCCCACGACUCACGGAGAAGAUAGAACACCUUUCUGACUUAGAAAAAGCUUUGUGCAAUACAUGGAAAUGACACAUAGCCCCACAACUAUAAACUGUCGCAAUAAAUAUACUGAAAUACUCAGGAGGCGUGAGAAUGUUUGCAAUGCGCUGUGAAGAUCUUGGAUUUUUGUCAGAACAAGGAAACUAAGUUACUGCCUGCCAACAAUAGCACACCCACGCUUAUCACCUGUUUAGUGAAUGUCGUGACGAUGAUAAUUUAAUGGCUGUCAGAAAGGUUCUAACGGACAGUCCGCUAUAAACGCAUGAUAUCCAAGUAAAACAGGCUAUUCUGUAGCUGUGAAAAUACUCCCAAUUCCUAAUGAACAAAUCAGGAACAAGGACCUAUGAAAUUGACUGAAUCUAAAAGAUAAAUCUAAAAGAAGAGUAAAAAUAUAAUUCUAACUACUCUAUUUUACUACACUAAUAAUUAUUAACCAAUGGUUGGAAUACUCUAUGAUAUUCUGUCCUAUGAAUCGCGCUCCGUAUCCUAUAACAGACUUAAGAAGGACCUAGGGAUAAUUUGGAAGGGCUUUACAAUUUCUUAUUAAUAUGCUUUACGACCAGAGAAGAGAUAUACUUGCAAGAUUUUAUUUUGUCACGCAGAUUUAUUUUUUAAAACUUUAAAUGAUAUAUGUAAUUAAAGUCUACUGUGACUCUUGAGACCUGGCCAGCUGCGAGUGUAUUUUUGGCAAGAGUAAAUUGUAUAAUACAAAUUACGGCGGAUGCUACAUAGUAUAAUCAAUGCGUGUAAAUAAUCAUAAACACUGAUAUAUUAUCGCAAAUUUGUGAAACAAAAUGUAUAAUAAUUAUUUUAAACGCUUAAAUCAAUGGUUGUACAUAACAAGUAAGCAAGAAACAGUAGGAGAAGCGACAUAUUUGAAAUACUGUACAGAUGAUAGAGGACGUACUUGUUAACCCUCAUAGAUACAAGGGUUAAAAAAGAUGGACAACUGUGGAUCUGGUGUAGUGCAGGUAUUUGUGGGUGAAUGGAGCCCAGAAUAUGAGGCACUAUCCAUCAAAGCCACGAAGCAGACCUCAUCGGCCGAGAUAGUGGAAUGUAUUAUCGAAAGACUCGGAUUGGUUGACGUUUCUGUUUCGAACGGCUAUGAGUUAGCGGAAGUAGUAGGAAAUUCCGUUGGGCAAGAAUGUAAGGAAAGACGACUUGGCCCUACCGAGUGCCCCGUAGCGCUCAUGUUACUGUGGCCGAAAAAUGCCGCUCAACAGGAAUACUACAGGUUUUAUCUGCGAAAGAAGCAGCCGGACUACUUGUGGUCCGACAGUAGAUUUCCUAUGGACCCUCAGCUUUUAAAGGACUAUUUCAACAGAUUUCUUUAUCAGCCACGCGACAAAGAAUACCCGGAUCUGUGUCAGCUUCCGGAUCUGAACGAGCAAACACUGUUGGACAACCUGAGAGCCAGGUUUCUCGCUGGCAACAUAUAUACUUAUGUUGGCAGCAUACUGAUUGCCUUGAAUCCAUUCAAAUUUUAUCCCAUCUACAAUCCGAAAUACGUGAAACUAUAUCAAAACAGAAGACUUGGGCCAGACAUACCUCCGCAUAUAUUUGCCAUAGCCGAUGCAGCUUAUCAUUGUAUGCUCAAGGAGAAAAAGAAUCAGUGCAUCGUUAUCAGCGGUGAGAGCGGUUCCGGUAAAACGGAAUCGACGAAUUUCUUGUUGCAUCAUUUGACUGCGCUUAGUCAGAAGGGUUCGCACGGCAGCGGAGUGGAACAGACGAUACUCAGUGCCGGCCCUGUCCUGGAAGCGUUUGGCAACGCGAAAACGGCACACAACAAUAACAGCAGUCGCUUCGGCAAGUUUAUCCAAGUAAACUAUAAAGAAAAUGGAAUGGUUCACGGUGCUGUGGUUCAGAAGUAUCUCCUGGAGAAAUCAAGAAUUGUCUCUCAGGGACGAAACGAAAGAAAUUAUCACGUGUUUUACUACCUGCUGGCUGGCGCGAGUGAGCAAGAAAAACAGCUGUUGCACUUGGAGAGCUGUGAUCGGUAUAAUUACUUAAACAAAAGCGGCUGUUACGGACUGGAGAAUAUCGACGAGCGACAUGAGUUCUCGAGAUUGAAACAGUCCAUGGAAAUGGUGGGCUUCACGGCGGAGAAGCAGAGGCGGCUCUUCGCGGUCCUGUCGGCGGUUCUUUUACUAGGUAAUGUCGAGUUUCACCCGAGAAAGUCGUAUCACCAUCAUGACGAGGCUGUGGGUGUUAAGAAUCCAGAAGUUGUCGCCCUGAUAUCGGAGCUGCUCAGGGUGAAACAAGAAACUCUAUUGGCCGCGCUUACCGCCAAGCGCGCGAGAGCUUCUGGAGAGACUUUAGUCAUCAAUUACAGGCUGCCCGAAGCAAUUGCGGCACGUGACGCCAUGGCGAAGUGUCUGUACGGAGCUCUGUUCGAUUGGAUCGUACUGCAGGUGAACCAUGCGUUGCUUUCUAAAAAGGACACUCUCAGAGAUCAUCAAGGCAAUAGCAUAGGUGUGCUAGAUAUAUUCGGUUUUGAAGAUUUCAAAACGUGCAACAGUUUCGAGCAACUGUGUAUCAAUUAUGCGAACGAGCAGCUGCAGCAUUACUUCAAUCAGCAUGUUUUCCAAUACGAACAACGGGAAUAUCGCAAGCAGGGCAUCAGAUGGACAGACAUAGGAUACAGCGACAACUCUGGAUGUCUCAAUCUUAUCGAGGGGAAACCAAACGGUCUUUUGUGUCUCCUCGAUGACCAGUGCAACUUUCCUGGCGCCACGAACGAGACGUUGCUGCAAAAAUUUAACACUGUGCACAAAGAGAAUCCGUUUUACGAGGCGCCGCAGCGCCGAGAAGCGGCAUUCGUUGUUCGUCAUUAUGCCGGCUCGGUCAAGUACCAGGCCGCCAAUAUGCGGGAAAAGAAUCUGGAUUUGAUGCGACCUGACGGUGUAGUCGGAGUUUUGAAAAACUCUUCCCUCGCCUUUGUGCGAGAAUUAGUCGGCGCCGAUCCGGUCGCCGUGUUUAGAUGGGCCAUACUGCGAGCCUUCUUUCGCGCUCACUUUGCAUUUCAGGAGGCUGGCCGAGCGCACAGGCACGGCAGAGUUGAUGGAAAUAAAACGUCCGUGCAAAAUAGAUACAGGACGCCCAACGAGAACUUGAUAAGUUCGCACAAACACACUCGUCCGCCAAGUUAUCAGAAGCAGCGCAGUGUAUGCUUACCGCCGACCGCUCCCUCCGCCACAUUACCUCCUAUACAAAUCGAAAACAACGACAAUGUAAACAACAAUCGCCUAUCGUGGCCACAGUUUAGAAAUAUUAAUCAGACGCAACACACGUCGAACGUUACAUCGGCGAAGGGUUACGUAAUACGCGGCAGGGAAGACCAGCCCCAUAGUAAUAAUAAAUUCAGACGAGAUACUCACACACCGCUAGAGAGGGUGCUUCCAAAAGACGAAGCGAACGUCAUGGAACGCGCUAAUCAGAUCGUCAUGAAAAACAAAUCGUUCCGACCGAGGGAACGCGGUAAAAAGGGCUUGAAAAAUCUGCAAACUGUGAAGACGCUCGCCGGGAGGACUCAGAGUUACGGUACCGGGCCCGGCAAGGCCAGGAAACAGCCCAUGACAGUAUCCGCGCAAUUCCAGCAGAGCCUGCACAGCCUGAUGGAUACUCUGAACCAGGCUAACCCUUUCUUCAUCAGGUGUAUCAAGAGCAACGCCAACAAAGUGCCGAACGAAUUCGACGAGGAGACGGUGCAACGGCAGUUGCGCUACACGGGAAUGUUGGAGACCGUCCGAAUAAGGCAGGCCGGUUUCAACGUGCGGCUGACGUACGAGGAAUUCAUACAGCUGUACCGAAUGCUGCUUCCCAAGGGUCUUCUGAGCUCGCAGUCCGACGUGAGAGACUUCUUGUUGACCCUCAAUCUCAACCGGGAUAAUUAUCAGCUGGGCACCACGAAGGUCUUCCUCCGAGAGUCCGAGAAGAUCAAGCUGGACAUUGAGUUGCAUCAGCAAAUCAUAACGAGCAUCACCACGAUACAAAAGUGGUUCCGCGCUUGUCUGGAGAGGAGGAAGUUCCUCCGGCUGAAGAACGCCGUCGUACAGAUACAAUCCUUCUGGAGGAUGGUCACCGCGCAGAGACUCGCCCAAAUUAUCCGCGCGAGAACCGAAGCCGCGUUGCACAUACAGACCGUUUGGAGGAUGUACAAGCAGCACAGUUGGUUCAAGAAGCUCAAGUCGUGCGUGAUCACUUUCCAAGCGUACGUCCGAGGCAAUAACGCCAGGAAGAGGUGCAAUGAGCUGAAGAAGCAGAAGAGAUCGGAUAAACUCCAGGAGAUCAAAGAACUUCAAGAGUUCAAGGAGCUUUGUUACCCACAUCUUAUAUACGACAACAAAGUGUGCGCCAAAGAUCGGGACAGCGAGGAAUCGUUCGCGGAAGAUCGCAGUCUGACGGAAUACGGCGUCUCGCCACGGAAAAUAGAAUCUCAGAGCCGAUUGACGUCAGCGAGGGGCGAUAACGCGCAUCGAGAGAGCGCAGUGGAUACGAGCAUCUCGUAUUCCAAACGGAAGCUCACGCCGAAUAAGCGAAUUCUGCACGAACCGCCGACGUUGAAGAGCACGGAAACGUACCUCACCGAUGAAAUCACGGAACGCAAGAGCAGUCUUGAGAGUCUGACGAGCUUGAGGAGUUACGAAUCUCAAGCCAGCAUUAAUAGCUCCGAGUCGCAGGAUAACUCGAGCUCGAAACCGGUGCCGAGCACGAGGACGAAGCGCGGUGACCAUUCGCCGGUGGUCACGUCGAAUGUGAACCUAAUAAACGCGUCUAGUCGACUCUCCUCGGUUAGCAGGAGAACCGACAGUUCCUCGACGGGGUAUAGUGACGGCGAGACCGAGGGCGAAACGCUCAAUGCCGUGCAGAGCGCCCCGCCGGUCUUCAACACCAGCCCACCGUAUCACAGUUCGCGCGAAAUGAAGUAUCAUUCCGCCAACGUGAACCUAAUGCACAGCCCGAACUCGGACAUUUGGUGUCGCAGAGCAGACUACUCGUCCGCUAAUUACGACUAUUUCAUGUCGGUGCCUCCGAAGGCGACUGUCACUCGUUCACCGAACGUAUCGCACUACAAGAACAUAAACGACAACGUGUUCGAGCCGGUCCGGCAGCAAGAAAAGCCGAACGAAGCGGCGAACUUCAACGUCAAGCUCGACACGAGCGACCGGUUCGCACAGUUGGAGAGCUUGGCGAGUGCCAGGCAACAGCGUAGGCUCAGUGACAAUAGUGUACCUGACGAAAGAACAGAGAACGUUCCGAUAUCACCCGCGAAACGGGAUCAUCUGCACGGGCCUAUGAAGAGCGUCAAAGACCUCGCCUAUUUGCGGCGACAGAACUCUGAAGGAGACUCCGCGGCGAAGGUGGACGUUGCCGACGACGGUGCUCUGAAGAGCUCCUUGUUGAGAGGCUCGUCCCCGAAGGAGAAGAACUCGCGAGCGAAGGAGAAGCACGAGCCGGACGUGCCGGUGAGAAGCGCCAGGCGAAACAGACCGUCGAGGGAGGUCCAGUGUCGAUCAAUGGGCGAGAGCGUGUCCGAGGCGAACACCGAGACGCGAAAUCUCUUCCUCGGCACGAUCAAGGAGAGCGACUUGAACAAAACGUCGCACGUGUGGUCCCGGAAAGAUUACCCGCACGAGGCUACGUCCAGGUCCGUCACGGACUGGCCCAUUAACAAGAACGAGGCUGCGUACAAGGGACAACAGCCCGGUAAACGCAUGAGAUCUAACGCGAUCACGACUCUCGAGCUACGAAGACGAAACUCGGAUCCGGCCACGAAGAUCUCGGGCCUGAACGAGGAUAAGAUGGGCUCGGACACUAGUCCCAACGACAUGAAAUCCAACAUGAAUCUCCUCGAAUGGAAGGGCAAUCUUUUCACCUUGGCCGGCCAUCGCUUCCGGAAGGUCGCGAGAUUCGCGAAGGACGACGUAUGCGUGUGUUGCUACAAGAAGAUGGAUGCGUUUGUGACGCAGGGUUACAAGUGCAUCGACUGCAAGGAACUGUAUCACGUCAAGUGCAUCCAGAACGGCGGAGUGCUAAAGAUGCCAUGCGUGUCGGCCAACACACCGAACAGACGGAAAAACAGGAAGCCACCGCGAACACCGUAUGACACCACGAAACAGACGGUGGCGUCCAAGUUUAGUCUGACCGGUACCUCGGCCUUCUCCGACAGCACGGACAAGAUCAUCUCCGAUGCCAAGGAGUUGGCACUGAUGCAAGAGUUCAUUACCAAGAAGAUCUACGUAAUGGAGGGGCAGGAGGAGGGACGGAAGCCGAGCGAGGUGGACCGUGUUUUUAGGCAAGCUCUGAAGAAAUUUAAAGAAGAUCUGGUGAUCACGUACAGUGUCGUCAUUCAGCAAGGCGUAGAGGGCAACAUCAAGUACACCGACUUGAUCGCCAAUUUUCUUCACGUUAUGGAGACCGUCUGCAAGCAGGAGAACACGAGAGAAGAUUUCCCAGUAACGAUGGGCGUGAAUGCAUUCAGGGGCUUCAUGAACGAAUUUAUGACGAUAGUUAAGACCGAAGCUCCCGAGAAGCACAGCAAGAGCAAGCGGAAGAAGGAGAAGAAGCGGAAGCAGGAGGAGCCCAUACGGCACGGCAGUCACAUGUUCCAGUUGACGAUCAUCAACAUACCGACCGCCUGCGAGGUCUGCACGUCUUUCUUCAUGUGGCCGAUCGAGCGAGGACUCGUUUGCCAAAACUGCAAACUGACAUGUCACAAGAAAUGCUACACGAAGGCAGUGGCCGAGUGCGGCAAGGAAGGCUCACUAUCCGAGACCAAUCCGCGCAAGGUGUUCGGUGUACCGCUGUAUAAACUGGAUUGCGGUGACGGUAAAGUGCCGCUUGUGGUUGAUCGUCUGAUCACGACAAUCGAGAUGCACGGUCUCUACACCGAGGGUAUAUACCGCAAGAGCGGCGUCAGUUCCAAGGUGAGGGAGCUCAAGAUGAAAAUGGAUGAGGGCGACUUGGAGAAAGUGGACUUUGAGAACUAUCAAGUGCACGUGCUAGCUGCGGUGCUAAAGAGCUUCUUCAGAGACAUGCCGGAGCCGCUGUUGACCUACGAGUACUACGACGAUUUUCUGCACGCGGCUAAUUUGACAGACCCUCACGACAGGAUCAGCACACUUUUCGCCAUACUGAAGAAACUACCGAAGCCGAACUUCGAUCUGAUGGAACGUCUGAUCGUCCACCUGGCGCGCGUGGCACGGCACGAGGUGGACAACAGAAUGUCGCCGUCGGCUCUGGCGAUAGUCUUCGCACCGUGCAUUCUCCGGACGAACAGGACAUUGCCCGCGCAGGACUCCCUUCAGGACGUGGGUAGACAGACGCGUUGCGUCGAGACGAUCGUGCAGGAGAAAUUGCGGGUCGUCAGGGCGACGUUAGCGGAUAUUAAUACCCUCGAGUCCGCCUGUCACACGGCGACUCAUAGACUGUCCAGUCUACGAUCGUCCAAGAUCUUUAGCCCGGAAGAGCUGAACGCGGCGAUUCCGAGCGUUGCGGGAAGAGGUGGCGCGAUGGAUCGCGACAGAGAUCGGGGAGACGAAGAGGAAGCGUUACUCGUCGGUCACAUACAAGAGAUUCAGAAAGAGAAAGCUCUCUUGACGUCUACCCUACCCAGUUUGACGAGGGCUUCCUCGGACGACGAUCUCCUGUCUGCCACGGAUUUGGACGACGGAUCCCUCGACGAUCUUCUGCCGCCUUCCGCUGACGGACUCGUAAGGAAGAAGCCCAUUCAAAGGCAGAGUUCGGCAGACAAUUCGUUUCCGACGAUUAACAAUAUUGACGAGGACAUGGUAAUGGUAUAAAACAUCGGCCGCGAGUAACGUUUCACAUGCGUUCUAAAUGGUACAGUAGUGCGAAAGAUGCUGCGAGAUGUGAUGUCGUGUUUAGGGAAAGAAAUCAACGACCCCGAUCGCUAAAUGACUCGUGACUCAGCGGAUCAUUAGUGUUUUGACUCAUUAGUAGACGCAAUUUUAGAUAGCUCUCGUAAUUUGUUGACUCCGUAAAAAAGUUUAACUAUGCGACUGAAAUAAUUUUGUUCUCUUGUCGUCGAAGUCAGUAGAGAGAUGUCCGAUAUGUUAAUCCCAUAUGUGGUAUGUGUGUAUGUGUGCGAGAGAGAGAGAGAGAGAGAGAGAGAGAGAG